CUUAUCUUUAUUUUAUUCUAUUCUUUUUCUAUUCUUAUGCAUUGCUUCAGCCAAAUUCCGUACGUUAUCAUCAGCAAAAUUAUGCGUGUGUCCAACAGCGCGAACGAGCGCAGCCUUGAUGCAUGGGCAGACAGAUUGCCGCUGAUAGGCGUAUGUCAAGAGUGGAGGAAAGUUGGAACCCGUUUGGUUUAUUGCGACGCAAUGAUGGACGGAUACGAUCAAUGCGGCACUGGUUUAAUCGGGCGUUCAGAACACUCAGCAAUUGCCGGUGGUAUUAUCAACACCAAUAUCAGACUAAUAAAGGCCACAGGAAACACACACAUGGUUAAAACAUUGAUUAUAGACGUGAAUUAUAUUCAAUACUAUCGCUCGCUGGUUGACAAAGUAGACUCUAUUUUUUCGUUUGAAAGGUGUGACUGGAGUGGUGUGAGUAAAAUUAUAAUUAGCGGCAUUUUAAAGAAUGACCCCCAUGAAGGCGAGUCUCAGCUUAAUUAUUUACAAGAUGCCCAGCAGUUCAUUAAACUGAUUACAAACAACAUGCCAAAUGUUAACACAUUAGAUUUGUCCAAUUCUGGCCAAGAUGGCCUGGGAUCUGCUAUCAUCGGCAUCCUGCCUGGAUUUUACCCACACAGCCUUAAAAAUCUUUCAAGUUAUUUUCCACUUUUGCUAACAGAUUCGGCCAGCUUCGGUCAAUUGACGACACUCGAUAUUGAUGCUAAUUUACAAUCUACACGGUGCAUCCCGCAGAUCUGCCCUCAGAGUUUGCAGAAAUUAACACUGAGAAAUGUCACUCCCUCAUUUUCAUGGAGCAAGCUAGUUAAUCCCAAUAAGGUCGACAAUAUUGUAUUUCCGAAUUUGCACAGUUUGCAUUUGUGCUUUGAGGCGGAUACAUUUGAGAAUUAUACGCAGGAUUUUACUCGACUGCGUUUUCCGGCCCUUGAAGUCUUGAAUAUCACAGCCCUGACAUUUGACAUUAUGGAGCAUGCUUUAAACUUUGACAAGUUUCAAUGGCCAAGUGUCACCAAACUUCAAUUAGAUUUGCUUGAAUUUUCUGAAGAUAAUUCGGCGCAAGAAUCUAAUAGUCUAAUCCAGCGCAGCAACAAUUUAGCAGCGCGUAUUAAACACUACAUGCCCAGAAUAAGUCAAAUGCGACUGGGCUCAUAUUCAUCUAAUAAUAUCGAGGUUCAUUUUUACAACAGAUUGGCCAAUCUGUAUACCGAACAGCUGGUUCGCAUUCAUUUCAAUCACCCAACUACAUUUACGUCAACCCAGUUUUCACGCGAAUUAACACAUUUGACACUCAACGCUGGUUCUAAUACUCUGCAAAAUCUUCCCAGAGUAUUUGCCGAAUCACUCAGAUAUUUGUCACUCGCCAAUCUUGAAUCAACUUUUACUUGGGACAUGCUACAACAAGGAUCUCUAGAAUCGGAAUCAAUGUACUUUAAACAGCUGGAGCGCGCUCAUAUUGGUUAUCAAAGGAUUGGCACACAUAAUGGUUUGGAUUAUCAACAUAUUGCAGUUGACCAGAAAAAACAAUACGACAAACUGCAGGUAUCAUGCCCAAGGCUGAAAAGACUAAGAGUCGAUAAUGCCACUAUUAACAGCCUUCGACAUAUAGUGUCAUGUGGCCCUAAACAGUGGCUUAAUGUGAGGAAUUUAAACAUACGAAUGAUUGGAUCCGAACUUGCACAAAAUACAGACACAGAUGUCCAAGCCAUAUACUUGUUCGCCAACAACUUUGUAAAAAGUAUGCCCAAUGUCAAUAAUUUAAACAUGUACUCAUCCAGCGGAGGCGACUUUAAUUUGAAUUGCUUUGGCAGCAUUAUUACCAACAGCUACGCUCACCAACUGAUAUCAUACCGGAGCAAUAUUCCUGUCGUGUUAACUAUCGAGAGAUUUUCACCAGCACUUAGGCACCUGGGUAUCAAUAUUGGCAAAGCCAACAGCUCGCUGCUGCCUAAAAUAAAUGCGACAAAUAUAGAGCAAAUUGACAUACAAGGAAAUAUAGAUAACUUCUCUUGGAAUAGCUUUGCAGACAACAAUGAUUCAGUUAGCAUUAUGUUCAGGAAUCUGAAAAACCUUACAGUCGACAACUCCAACAAAUACUAUGUUGACACUUUAAAAAAGCAAGACGACAUUACAUUAACUCAUAAAUAUCCGUACACAUUGCACAUGCCAAAGCUAAAAAAGAUAUACCUCUGCAAUAUCGAUGAUAACAGCAAGCUGUUAAAUGCCUUUAUUGACUACAUACACAUACGUAAUGUCAACGUUGGCGGAUCAUACAAAACACUGAAUUUGUUUGCUAGCUCAAAAGCGGGAUUAAUCGACUCAUGCCACGCUUUUACAAAGCUGAGGCCCAACGAUAACAUGGAUGCAUUUUCUAAAACUUUAAACAGGUUCUUCGGAGACAAAACCAAAAUAAAACACGCAGAACUUAGCUUGAACAUGGGCAAGCCAAAAUGGAGCACGCAGUUGAUAUCAUGGACCAACCUCCACAGCCUAAACAUUUCUCAGUCUAUACAAUUUGACACGCUAGUCGAUUUAAUUGCAAGGAUUCCAAAAUUGAGCGAUUUAUCCAUUGACGACAUAACCUACGAUAGGUUUUCCGAAGUGGAGCUCAAUCGAGUGAGACCGAUUCUGGGAGAUGUCAGCGAAUUAUGCAUUUUUGGUACAGUCACUGCGGUCUCCAAAGAUAUUGGGAAUGUCUGCAUUAAAUAUUUAUUGUUAGCAUUUCAGUCACUGAAGCAACUUACUUUAUACGGAGAAGAAUUUGAUCAUGACACGUUUGUCAAAGAGUAUGAAGAAAAGUAUCCUCACAUAUCAGAUAUCAAGUUCGAGUAAUCAUCUUUUUUAGACAAAACAGGUUCAGCAUUAGAAGCGUAGCGAGCGGAGUAGCAGUCAUUUUCCAGGUUUAAUUUUGUUUUAAACAAUAUAUUAAAGGUAUGACAAAAAU
Messenger RNA from Kickxella alabastrina, 2953 nucleotides. RefSeq lists its product as uncharacterized. The record is from RefSeq and is a predicted model, not a curated record. NCBI's taxonomy places the organism in Eukaryota, Fungi, Kickxellomycota, Kickxellomycetes, Kickxellales, Kickxellaceae. The transcript has a single exon. The coding region runs from base 37 to 2841 and encodes 934 amino acids.